This is a messenger RNA of Chelmon rostratus (copperband butterflyfish), 1560 nucleotides long. It is a transcript of the gene kcng1, whose product is annotated as potassium voltage-gated channel, subfamily G, member 1. Gene Ontology annotation, cellular component: membrane; voltage-gated potassium channel complex. The transcript has 2 exons. Gene Ontology annotation, biological process: protein homooligomerization; potassium ion transmembrane transport; regulation of delayed rectifier potassium channel activity. Lineage: Eukaryota; Metazoa; Chordata; Actinopteri; Chaetodontiformes; Chaetodontidae. Bases 1 to 1560 code for a protein of 519 amino acids. The record is from RefSeq and is a predicted model, not a curated record. Gene Ontology annotation, molecular function: delayed rectifier potassium channel activity.
AUGACCCUGUUGGCGGGUGAUGGCUCUGACUAUGACUACAGUGCCCUGAGCUGUGCCUCUGACACCUCCCUCAACGCGCCUCCCCUGCAAGAGGAGGAGGCCCAGAAGGGAGCCUUCUACAGGAGGGCGCAGCGAGCCCCCGAGCUCAGCACCAUCCACGACGGCACGCUGCUGUCCAGCGCCCGUAAACUCCACGCCAUCAUCAACGUGGGCGGCCUGCGGUACCAGCUGCCGUGGACCACCUUAGAGGACUUCCCCCUGUCUCGCCUGGGCCAGCUGCACCUCUGCAGCAGCUUCGACGAGAUCAUGCGCAUCUGCGACGACUACGACGUGACACACAACGAGUUCUUCUUCGACCGCAGCCCCUGCGCCUUCCGCACCAUCCUGACCUUCCUGCGGGCGGGCAAGCUGCGCUCCCUCAGGGAGAUGUGCGCCCUCUCCUUCAGGGAGGAGCUGCUCUACUGGGGGGUCCCCGAGGAGAGCCUGGAGUGGUGCUGCCGCCGGCGUCUGCUGCAGCGUGUGGAGGAGUUCGAGGCGAUGGAGAGGGCGGAGGAGGAGGAGGAGCUCCUGGAGGAUCUGCUGGAUUCUGACAGUGGCCAAAGAGAGCACGUGGCGGAGUCCAGACUCAAUCGGUGCAUGGGCAAACUAAGAGACAUGGUGGAGAGGCCUCACUCUGGCCUCCCAGGGAAGAUCUUCGCUUGUUUGUCGGUGUUGUUUGUCACCAUCACUGCCGUCAAUCUAUCCAUCAGCACGCUGCCUGCCAUGAGGGAGGAGGAGGAGGCGGGCACGUGUUCCCAGAUGUGCUACAACAUCUUCAUAGUGGAGACGGUGUGCGUGGCCUGGUUCUCCCUGGAGUUCACCCUGCGCUUCAUUCAAGACCGCAGCAAGCUGACCUUCCUCAGGCAGCCCCUGAACCUGAUCGACGUGGUGGCCAUCCUGCCGUACUACAUCACCCUGGUGGUGGACAGCACCUCCAAAGGGGAGAAGCGGCUGGGCUCCGGCAGCAGCUACUUGGACAAAGUGGGCUUGGUGCUGCGCGUCCUCAGAGCCCUGCGUAUCCUCUACGUGAUGAGGCUGGCUCGCCACUCGCUGGGCCUGCAGACGCUGGGCCUGACGGCGCGCCGCUGCACGCGGGAGUUUGGCCUGCUCCUCCUCUUCUUGUGCGUGGCCAUCGCACUGUACUCCCCCUUGCUGUACUUGAUUGAGAACGAAAUGGCCACCACACAGGAGUUCACCAGCAUCCCGGCUACCUACUGGUGGGCUGUGAUCACCAUGACGACGGUGGGCUACGGGGACAUGGUGCCGAGGAGCAUCCCUGGCCAGGUGGUGGCCCUGAGCAGCAUCCUGAGCGGCAUCCUACUCAUGGCCUUCCCCGUCACCUCCAUCUUCCACACCUUCUCGCGGUCCUACGUGGAGCUGAAGCAGGAGCAGCAGAGGCUCCUGCAGAGGAGGACGCACUUCCUGCUGCGGAGCCGCAUGGCCGGCCUGGGCAGCAACCUCUCCUUGGAGAGCGACAUGCUCUUCCCUAUCGGGGCCGACGCCAGAGACAUGGACGACUGA